Messenger RNA from Penicillium expansum, 672 nucleotides. RefSeq names its product dienelactone hydrolase family protein. Gene Ontology annotation, molecular function: hydrolase activity. The record is from RefSeq and is a predicted model, not a curated record. NCBI's taxonomy places the organism in Eukaryota, Fungi, Ascomycota, Eurotiomycetes, Eurotiales, Aspergillaceae. The coding region runs from base 1 to 672 and encodes 223 amino acids. The transcript has 2 exons.
AUGAGAUCACUUCUAGACGUCACCGGCCCCGAAUCGGCCACCAAGGCUAUCUUGGUCGUGUAUGACAUCUUCGGCUUCUUCGACCAGACCAUCCAGGGUGCCGACAUCCUCGCUACGUCGACCGACCAGAAAUACCGCGUGUUCAUUCCCGACUUCUUCGAGGGCAGCCCCGCCGACAUCUCGUGGUAUCCCCCUACCACCCAGGAGCACAAGGAGAAGCUAGGUCACUUCUUCUCAACUAAGGCCGCGCCACCCAAAACCCUCUCCAAGAUCCCCAAUGUCGUCGCCGAAGGCAACAAGCUAGCCCCUGGCGGCAACUUCCAGUCCUGGUCGAUCCUAGGCUUCUGCUGGGGCGGCAAGAUCGCUUCACUGUCCUCCGGCGCUGAUAACAAACUGUUCAAGGCGGCCGUGCAGUGCCACCCGGCUAUGGUGGACGCCAAUGACGCAAAGGCCGUGAACAUCCCCAUGGCGUUGCUCGCCUCAAAAGAUGAACCCGCCCAAGACGUCAAGGACUUCGAGGCCAACUUGAAGGGGCCCAAGUACGUUGAGACCUUCCCAACUCAGAUUCAUGGCUGGAUGGCUGCGCGAUCGGAUCUGGAGAGCCCCGAGGUGCGCAAGGAGUACGAGCGUGGAUACAAGACCGUUCUCGAAUUCUUCCACCAGCAUUCGUAA